AUGACGACUCACAUAGCAAAUAAGACUUCUUUACCAACCCGAGAGCGUAUUAUUGCUUUUUGGGCGGAAGGUGAGAGCAAUAACAAUAUUGCUACACGUUUUGGCAUAACCAGGCAUACGGUAUCGAAUAUUGUGGGAAACAUGAUGGAAAGAGGCCAUUUACUAGAUAUAAAACCAGGAGGGAAACCUAGAGAGAUAGCCAAACCGAACGUAGUAGAACACAUCGAAUUUGAAAAGCUAUCAAAACCAAGCACAUCUGCCGUCGAAAUACAAGCGGCCUUGCUAAACGAUGGG
Messenger RNA from Paramuricea clavata, 294 nucleotides. NCBI's taxonomy places the organism in Eukaryota, Metazoa, Cnidaria, Anthozoa, Malacalcyonacea, Plexauridae. The record is from the annotation of a GenBank genome assembly.